CUGGGGCAAUCUUGUGCUGCUGGAUGUCGUUCACAGCCGCCUCACGAACUCGGAACGCUGAUACGCUUGACGGCUCCGCUCGUGACUUCACUCUCACCCAGGGGGGGAGCACAAAGCUGUGGGACAGCCGCUCUUGUCAACUACUCAAGCUGGGAAGUGCUGCGGUUCCUUCUGUCAAACCUACGAUGGUGGAUGGAUGAGUACGGCUUUGACGGCUUCAGAUUUGAUGGUGUUACUUCUAUGCUGUACCAUCACCAUGGCAUGGGCGGAGGCUUCUCAGGGGACUAUAGCGAGUACUUUGGCCCACAGGUGGAUGAAGACUCUUUGGUCUACCUGAUGCUUGCCAAUCACAUACUUCAUACCCUGUAUCCCGACUGCAUCACUGUUGCAGAGGAUGUGUCAGGAAUGCCUGCUCUCUGCAGGGGAGUGGAGGAGGGAGGACUUGGCUUUGAUUACCGACUGGCUAUGGCCAUUCCUGACAAGUGGAUUCAGAUCCUGAAGGAGUGUAAGGAUGAGGACUGGGAUAUUGGCAAUAUCGUCCACACACUGACCAACAGGCGCUAUGGAGAGAAAUGCAUAGCCUACGCAGAAAGUCAUGAUCAGGCUCUGGUUGGGGAUAAGACUCUGGCCUUCUGGUUGAUGGACAAGGAGAUGUACACCAACAUGAGCUCCCUGACUCCCAUGACACCCAUCAUCGACCGCGGCAUACAGCUGCACAAAAUGAUCCGCCUCCUCACUCAUGGUCUGGGAGGAGAAGGCUACCUCAACUUCAUAGGGAAUGAGUUCGGCCAUCCUGAGUGGCUGGAUUUCCCAAGAGAGGGGAACGAUCAGAGUUACCACUAUGCCCGACGGCAGUUUAACCUAUUGGAUAUGGGUAACCUGCGCUACCAUCAGCUUUUCGUCUUUGACCGAGACAUGAACCUAACUGAAGACAAGUACGGCUGGCUGGCUGCCCCCCCGGCCUUUGUCAGCGCCAAGCAUGAAGAGGACAAGGUCAUUGUGUUUGAGCGGGGACGUGUGCUCUUUAUCUUCAACUUCAACCCCAGUAAGAGCUUCCAGGACUACAGGGUGGCUGUAGAAACUCCAGGAACAGCUUUGGGCCAGAGUGAGAUGAAGUAG
Notothenia coriiceps (black rockcod) is the source of this 1119-nucleotide messenger RNA. Its product is annotated as 1,4-alpha-glucan-branching enzyme-like. The record is from RefSeq and is a predicted model, not a curated record. Bases 193 to 1119 code for a protein of 308 amino acids. Gene Ontology annotation, biological process: glycogen biosynthetic process. NCBI's taxonomy places the organism in Eukaryota, Metazoa, Chordata, Actinopteri, Perciformes, Nototheniidae. The transcript has 9 exons. Gene Ontology annotation, molecular function: 1,4-alpha-glucan branching enzyme activity; cation binding. Gene Ontology annotation, cellular component: cytoplasm.